GAGGCAGCUUUCGGGGGAUUCGUGCGGUCUCGUCGCUAGCGCAGCACAGGCCUACACACGAGCAACCAUGUCUAAGGGACCUGCAGUUGGCAUCGAUCUUGGCACCACCUACUCCUGUGUGGGUGUCUUCCAGCAUGGGAAGGUGGAGAUAAUUGCCAAUGACCAGGGUAACCGAACCACACCGAGCUACGUGGCUUUCACUGACACAGAACGACUAAUUGGGGAUGCCGCGAAGAAUCAGGUUGCAAUGAACCCCACCAACACAGUUUUUGAUGCCAAACGUUUGAUCGGACGUAGGUUUGAUGAUGCUGUUGUUCAGUCUGAUAUGAAGCACUGGCCUUUCAUGGUGGUGAAUGAUGCAGGCAGGCCCAAGGUCCAAGUAGAAUACAAAGGAGAGACAAAAAGUUUCUACCCAGAGGAGGUGUCCUCUAUGGUUCUGACGAAGAUGAAGGAAAUUGCAGAAGCCUAUCUUGGGAAGACUGUCACCAAUGCUGUGGUCACUGUGCCAGCCUACUUCAAUGACUCUCAGCGACAGGCAACAAAAGAUGCUGGAACUAUUGCCGGGCUCAAUGUGCUUCGAAUUAUUAAUGAACCAACUGCUGCUGCUAUUGCUUAUGGGUUAGAUAAGAAGGUUGGAGCUGAAAGGAAUGUGCUGAUUUUUGACUUGGGAGGUGGUACUUUUGAUGUGUCAAUCCUCACUAUUGAGGAUGGAAUUUUUGAAGUCAAAUCAACAGCUGGAGACACCCACUUGGGUGGAGAAGACUUUGAUAACCGAAUGGUCAACCAUUUCAUUGCUGAGUUUAAGCGGAAGCACAAGAAGGACAUCAGUGAGAACAAGAGAGCUGUCAGGCGUCUGCGUACUGCCUGUGAACGGGCUAAGCGUACCCUCUCCUCCAGCACCCAGGCCAGUAUUGAGAUUGAUUCGCUCUAUGAGGGAAUCGACUUCUAUACCUCCAUUACCCGUGCUCGAUUUGAAGAAUUAAAUGCUGACCUGUUCCGAGGCACUCUGGACCCUGUAGAAAAGGCCCUUCGAGAUGCCAAACUAGACAAGUCACAGAUCCAUGACAUUGUCCUGGUGGGUGGUUCUACCAGAAUCCCCAAGAUCCAGAAGCUUCUGCAAGACUUCUUCAAUGGAAAAGAACUGAAUAAAAUAUUGUUUUUUGUCUGUCCCACACCAGAGGGUUCUAAUAUGGGACAGAAUAAUCUCUCAGCAUUUUUUUAG
This is a messenger RNA of Peromyscus eremicus (cactus mouse), 1222 nucleotides long. Its product is annotated as heat shock cognate 71 kDa protein-like. The transcript has a single exon. The record is from RefSeq and is a predicted model, not a curated record. NCBI's taxonomy places the organism in Eukaryota, Metazoa, Chordata, Mammalia, Rodentia, Cricetidae. Gene Ontology annotation, molecular function: ATP binding; ATP-dependent protein folding chaperone; heat shock protein binding. The coding region runs from base 68 to 1222 and encodes 384 amino acids. Gene Ontology annotation, cellular component: nucleus; plasma membrane; cytosol. Gene Ontology annotation, biological process: protein refolding; vesicle-mediated transport; cellular response to unfolded protein.